AUGAUGGCACAAAUUUGAAUAUUAAAAAAUAUUACCAUCUUAAACUCCAACUGGUAUAAGAAUAUUUUGAAAAUGAUAUAAAUUAGUAAAUUAUAUGGCAAAAUAUUCUUGAAAACUUAUUAUUUACAAAAAAAAAAUGUUUUUUGAGGUUAUGUCUUAUAACCUCACUCCAACGGUUAUUUUUCAAUAUUUACUAUGGAUCCCGACGAAGUAGAAUUUUUAGGCGAGAAACAAUAUAUCACGAUAAUCCCGACUUUCAAUAGCAACGUGAUACAUUUAAUUUCCGGAGAUGUGGGACCAUUCAGAGCGAGUAUUCCCGUGCGGGUGCCCCUUUGGAUGGCGAUUAACUUGAAACAGCAACAGAAAUGCAAAAUCCAACAACCCGAUUGGAUGGAAGUGGAAAAGUUGGAGGCUGUGAAGGAGGAUGAAAAGAAUUCCAGGACAUUUACUAAAAUGCCUGACAGACAUUAUAUUGUUGUAGCAAAAUUACUUUUGGGGCAUGCUUCUGAUGACAUACCAAGGGCAGAUGAAAUACGCACAAUCAUUAAAGACAUUUGGGAUAUAAGAAUGUCUAAAUUACGAUCAUCAGUCGAUAUUCUGGUGAAAAGUACUGGUUCUUAUGCUGCUAUAGAUCACUUAACUUCAAUGGAGAUUAAUUCAAUUAGACCAAUCCUUCCUCAUGCACUAGACACAAUUUAUAGGCUGAAAACUUCAAAACCAGGAGCAGGAUCUCAAACUCAGGGAACAACUUCAUUUUCCCGAUCAAGUACUUCUUUUCAUAGUUAAGCAUUAUUAUAACAUUAAAAAUAUAUUUUUAUAUUUAA
Messenger RNA from Aethina tumida (small hive beetle), 824 nucleotides. It is a transcript of the gene Psf2, whose product is annotated as DNA replication complex GINS protein PSF2. Bases 196 to 786 code for a protein of 196 amino acids. The record is from RefSeq and is a predicted model, not a curated record. Lineage: Eukaryota; Metazoa; Arthropoda; Insecta; Coleoptera; Nitidulidae. Gene Ontology annotation, cellular component: GINS complex; nucleus. Gene Ontology annotation, biological process: double-strand break repair via break-induced replication; DNA replication. The transcript has 2 exons.